Solanum stenotomum is the source of this 1770-nucleotide messenger RNA. Its product is annotated as RNA-binding KH domain-containing protein PEPPER. The transcript has 6 exons. Gene Ontology annotation, cellular component: nucleus; cytoplasm. Lineage: Eukaryota; Viridiplantae; Streptophyta; Magnoliopsida; Solanales; Solanaceae. Gene Ontology annotation, biological process: regulation of gene expression. The record is from RefSeq and is a predicted model, not a curated record. The coding region runs from base 75 to 1439 and encodes 454 amino acids. Gene Ontology annotation, molecular function: mRNA binding.
UUCUCCUCACUUCUUUUCCCGCAACUGCAAAAACUUAACCUAAAACCCUAAAAUACUCUUAGCAGAGGCGAUCAAUGGCUUCCAUCGAACAAAUCCAAAAUGGUUCUCUUGUAACGCAUGAAUUUGAAAAUUCUCAAGUGAAACCAGAAGAAGCAGACGCAGGUUCAGUGAAAAUCGCACCAGAGGUUUCGAUAGAGAAGCCAAAAUGGCCUGGGUGGCCUGGGAGUUGUGUGUUCAGAUUGAUUGUACCGGUGCUCAAAGUUGGAAGUAUUAUUGGGCGUAAAGGAGAACUUGUUAAGAAGAUGUGUGAGGAAACUGGGGCUAAGAUUCGUGUACUUGAUGGCCCUCCUUCCUCUCCUGAUCGAGUUGUUCUAAUAUCAGGGAAAGAAGAACCCGAGGCAGCAUUAUCCCCUGCUAUGGUAGCUGUAAUAAGAGUGUUCAAACGUGUCACUGGUCUAUCUGAAGGUGAAGAUGAUGUCAACUUACCUGGAGUUGCUGGGGCUGCGUUCUGCUCCAUCAGACUACUUGUAGCAUCAACACAAGCUGUGAACUUAAUAGGAAAGCAAGGGUCUUUAAUCAAGCCUAUCCAGCAAAACACUGGUGCCUCCAUUCGAGUUCUUUCCAAUGAUGAGAUGUCAAUCUAUGCGACUUCGGAUGAGAGAAUUGUGGAAAUUCAAGGUGAAGCUCUUAAGGUUCUCAAAGCUUUAGAAUCAGUGAUUGGGCACCUUAGAAAGUUCUUGGUGGAUCAGAGCGUUCUUCCCUUGUUUGAAAAGAAUUACAAUACACCUGCCGUUCAGGAGCGCGAAACUGAGCCUUGGUCUGAGAGGACAAUGCUUAAUACCUCCCGACCAGGACUUGGUGAUUAUCCUCCUCGAUCAGGACUUGGUGAUUAUCCUCCUCCAACAAAGAGGGACUCACUGUUUCCCGAACGUGAAAGCCAGCUGGACUCACAUUAUCAUUCUACUGGACUUUCACUGUAUGGGCAAGAUCUUGGACUUGGAAUUCGCACUUCAGGUGUGGGUCGUGCUGGGAAUUCUGUUAUUACUCAGAUAUCCCAAACUGUUCAAAUGCAAAUACCACUAGCUUAUGCAGAAGAUAUCAUUGGCAUAGGGGGAGCAAAUAUUGCUUAUAUACGCCGUACUAGUGGUGCCGUUCUUACGGUGCAAGAAAGUAGGGGUUUAUCUGAUGAAAUCACAGUGGAAAUAAAAGGGAUGUCAUCACAAGUUCAGACAGCCCAGCAGCUUAUCCAGGAAUUUAUGAGCAGCCACAAAGAAUCACUUCCAAGCAGUUAUGGCCAGUUAGAUACAGGCUUGAGGCAAUCGUCUUACUCUAACCUUGGUGGUGGCUCUUAUCCAUCAUCUUCAUACAGCGGACAUCAUUAUGGUGGUGGCUAUGGAUCAUUUGGUGCUGGAGGAGGAUACAGUAGCUACAGGUCAUGAACAGAAUAGCCGGAGUCUUAGCACUCGUACUUCCCUUCCUGUUUGUUCUUGUGCAUCUGAUGCCAGAGCAAACACUGAAUCAACCGCAUGUGGUUCAUGCUUUGUUAAUCUGAUAUCGCAUACAACAAUGUAUUGAUAGCUUUUCCAGUAGCCCACCAUAGCUUGUAGUUCUUGCAUGUGUAUCGAUAUGAUACCAUUGAAUCUUUCGUUGAUUUAUUUAUACUUUAAGCUUCGUUUUGUAAAUGUUGCAACUUGUGACUUGCACAAAAAUGAUCAGUUGCAAUUGCUUCUCCAGAGGGGUGGUAGUUUUUCAGAUAUUUAUGAAUGAACC